Aspergillus puulaauensis is the source of this 1980-nucleotide messenger RNA. Its product is annotated as Zn(II)2Cys6 transcription factor. Gene Ontology annotation, molecular function: transcription cis-regulatory region binding; DNA-binding transcription factor activity, RNA polymerase II-specific; zinc ion binding. Lineage: Eukaryota; Fungi; Ascomycota; Eurotiomycetes; Eurotiales; Aspergillaceae. The record is from RefSeq and is a predicted model, not a curated record. Gene Ontology annotation, cellular component: nucleus. The transcript has 3 exons. Bases 1 to 1980 code for a protein of 659 amino acids. Gene Ontology annotation, biological process: positive regulation of transcription by RNA polymerase II.
AUGCAACAUGUCUCACGGAGUCGUACUCUCACAGGCUGUGGAACCUGUCGCAAUCGCCAUGUAAAAUGCGACGAAGCCCGCCCCGUUUGCCACAACUGCCAGCAGCAGGGCCUGGCAUGUCUGGGCUACGAGCGUCAGUUGAACUGGGCGAGCGAUGACAAAGACCGAGUAUUCCGCCGUCCUCUCUUUUCUGAGAUGGAGCAACAAAACAUGUCGCAAAUGACCACAGAGGGACUCGGUAAACAGUCUGCCAGCACUGCCUUGGCCAAGCUGGAACUUGAAAGCGUGGAAAACGAUUCAUUUAAGGGCCCUUUUGGUGUUCUGGUGCUAUCUGAGGCAUCUACAGAUUCUAAGCAAGAUGAGCUACAGCUCGAUCAGAUUGAGCCCGACCAGCUAGAGUGGGAUCUUCUCUGGCCAGGCAUUGCAAGAGACGCUGCUAUGCUUGAUGGGAUGUAUGAUGUCCCUGAAGCUGGAACCAUAUCGGACUGUUUUUUAAACGUUGAUCCUGAAACUCUCCUUCCACUUUUGGACCUCUCAUCGACUCCCCUUCCGUCCCUUGAGAUCUCAGAGAAGACGAGUAUACCCCCCGAGGCCGCUGACCUACUGCGGUACUUCAAAGAGAAUGUCGUUUCACUCUCAUUCCCUCUGAAAAACUGCCGGAAAUGUCCCUGGCAGGCAGUCCAUCUCCCGGCUGCAAUGACCGCGUUUGCAGAGCUCAGCGUUAACCACACCACAAGCCACACCAGGCUGUCACUGUUCUAUUCUCUUCUUGCUGCCAGCUGUCUCCACAAGUAUGCACGCAAUCAGUCUGCCGAUGGCCUGGAAAUAUCACCAAACCGGUUCAAAGAAGCCGCCAAGCAGCAUCUUGAAUUAGCCCUGAACGAGGAAGUUCUGGGUGCGCGCCGGGCCAAGUAUAAGGAGAUCCUAAUGGCCGUUCUAUCGAUAGUGAUGCUCUCGAUAUUUAAUGGCGAAAACUCUAGCGCCCAGGCCUUCCUCGUCGAUGCAGAGUAUCUCAUUCGCAUCCGCGGUCUCCCCAAACCCCACAAGUCCCUCAAAGUCCGAUCCCUGCACCACGUCUACACCUUCCUCCGGAUCAUGGCCGAAAGCACAUGCGGCUGUGCCCUGCUAGACAUCUGCCCGGACCGUCCCAGCGCCAGCCUCCUCUCCAUCGAGCCAUCCCCGGACUCCCUACGCAGUUUCCGCGUGGCGAACGAUAUCCUAGACGCCGAGAUCGAUAUCACUCUAGCGAAGGGAAACAAGAUCGGCCAUAACGAUAUCCAUCUAGAAGUUAUGGGCCAGUGGGAUGAUACGCUUUUCCCGGAUAUCUACGGGAUACCGGAAUCCCUUAUGACCCUUCUCUCGCAGGUUAUCCGUCUAGCGAACGAGCAAGAAUUACUUCAUCGGGGAGGUCCGACCGUGGAUGCGCGCAUCGCGGGAGAACUUAAACGGCGCGCGAAUUUGCUCGAGCAGUAUAUCCUCUCGUGGGGGUCGUCUCCUAUGUCAAACUCAGCAACGAUAAAGGACGGCCAAGAGACGUCCAUCAGCCAGAGCCAGAAGAACCAACCAUCAAACCAUUUCAUGGUCCAAGCCAUGCACCAGGCUUUAAUCCUAUUCUACUACCGGCGCGUGCCGAACAUAAGCGCCUUGAUCCUGCAAGAUACAGUCCGCAACUGUCUGUAUUUCCUGACCCGGUACGACACAGCGCGUGUUGAAGAAAAAGCUGCUGCUGCGCCUUCUACACAUGACUCGGCGAUAUUAUGGCCUGGUUUCGUCGCAGCCUGCGAGGCGCUGGAUCCUGGGUUACAGGAGGGUCUUCUAGAUUGGCUGGUAGCAACAGGGCAUCGCACCUCGCUGGGCCCAUUCUCUGCAGCGGCUGGAACGGCACAGUGUGUUUGGAAGGCACGGUCAGAGACGAAGGACUACACGCUGAGUUGGUUUGAUGUGAUGAAGCAUGAACGGUGCCCGAUUAUUGCGACAUGA